AUGCGGAGCCUCGCGCGGGCGUUCACCACCGCCACCGUCUCGCGCGCAACCUCGCACGCACCCUUGCACGAAACCGAGUCGUCAGCUUCGUCGGCUCUGGCGGCAGCUCUUCGAGUGGUAGCGGUCAUUCCCGCGCGCGCCGGCUCAACCCGGCUUCCAAACAAGCCGUUGGCGAAUUUGACGCCUGAUCUGGAGACAAAAUGGACGGUCAUCGAUGCGGUUGUCUCGGCGGCCAUGGACGCCGGUGAGCUCGACGACGUCAUUGUGGCAACCGACUCGCCCGACAUCGCGGCCGCGGCCGACGCUGCUGGCGCGCAUGCUGUCCUCACCCCGGCUGACUUGCCCACGGGCUCGGAUCGAGUCCAUCACGCCCUACGCCAGCUCCAUGCCUCGCGCCAUCCGUCGGUUCGCUCGCUUGCGGGCGUCGUCAACCUGCAGGGCGAUGAGCCGUUUGUCGAUCCGCACCUCAUUGACGCCCUCGCUGCCGAGCUCCGCGCCGCCGCCGCCGCUACCGCGCACUCGCACGCCUCGGCGCCCGACAUUGUCACCGCCGCCGUCGAGCUGCCAGAUGGUAUUGCGCCUCCGGAUCUUGACAUGGUCUCGGUCGUCGUCGACCACGCCUCGCGUGCGCUAUACUUUUCCCGCGCUGCGCUCCCGGCCGCCGCGCCGCACGCCGACACUGCUUCGCACCCUUCCCCGCCGCCAUUUCUCGCCCACCUCGGCAUCUAUGGCUACACUCUGCCUGCGCUUGACGCCUUUGUCGCCGCGCCGCGGCCCUGGAUCGAGCAGCGCGAGAUGCUCGAGCAGCUCCGCGCCCUCUAUCUCGGCCUCCACAUCCACGUCGUCACCACCACUCCGCCCAACACGCUCUUUCCCUGGCCUCCCAUCGCCAUCGACACCCCUGACGACCUCCACCGUGCCCGCUCAUGGCUCGCGUCCCGCAACCAACCGGCGACCAGCGGAGGACCAGCACCCGCAAGCAUCACCUCCUGAUUUCGUGCGUUUGCACACGAAAAACAGGUCACACGCUUUGCAACGGCGCGUGCGGGAAGAAACGGCAUUCGACUCGCUCUUCAUUACGCGUGCGUUCUUCCCUCCCUCC
Thecamonas trahens ATCC 50062 is the source of this 1102-nucleotide messenger RNA. RefSeq names its product 3-deoxy-manno-octulosonate cytidylyltransferase. Bases 1 to 993 code for a protein of 330 amino acids. NCBI's taxonomy places the organism in Eukaryota, Apusomonadida, Apusomonadidae. Gene Ontology annotation, molecular function: 3-deoxy-manno-octulosonate cytidylyltransferase activity. Gene Ontology annotation, cellular component: cytosol. The transcript has a single exon. The record is from RefSeq and is a predicted model, not a curated record.